Messenger RNA from Arachis duranensis, 642 nucleotides. RefSeq lists its product as uncharacterized. NCBI's taxonomy places the organism in Eukaryota, Viridiplantae, Streptophyta, Magnoliopsida, Fabales, Fabaceae. Bases 1 to 642 code for a protein of 213 amino acids. Gene Ontology annotation, molecular function: rRNA (uridine-N3-)-methyltransferase activity. The transcript is spliced from 3 exons. Gene Ontology annotation, cellular component: cytoplasm. The record is from RefSeq and is a predicted model, not a curated record. Gene Ontology annotation, biological process: rRNA base methylation.
AUGAAAGUAAAAAGAAUUAAGCACUAUAAGAGUUGUCAUCAGAUACUUCUUGUCGGAGAGGGGGACUUCUCAUUUGCACUUAGUUUGGCAACGGCAUUUGGUUCAGCUUCAAACAUUGUUGCCACUUCCCUUGACUCCAAAGAGUCACUAGUGAGAAAAUACUCUAGAGCUUCAACAAACUUGGAUGAGUUGAAGAAUCUUGGGUGUACUCUUGUGCAUGAAGUAGAUGGCCACAUAAUGAACCAUCACCCACUUUUAGAGAACAAGUUAUUUGACCGAAUAGUCUUCAAUUUUCCCCAUGCUGGAUUUCAUGGAAGAGAGCAUGAGUGGCUGCAAAUUAUGCUUCACCAGCAGGUUGUAAGAGGGUUCUUGAAGAGUGCUAGGAAGAUGUUAAAGGAAGGUGGAGAAAUUCAUGUUACACACAAGACAGCACACCCUUUUUGUAACUGGGAAAUAGUGAAGCUAGCAAAGGAAGCUGAGUUGUCAUUGGUAGAAGAAGUACCUUUUGGAAGAUUUGAUUAUCCAGGUUACAUUAACAAGAGAGGUCAUGGAGAUAGAUGCGACCAAAGCUUUCCUGUUGGUCAAUGCAGCACCUUCAAAUUCUCCAAAUCACACUUUAUUCCGUCUGUCUGUCAAAAAUAA